AUGUCUCCACAACCAGAAGCCACGGAGGGAUUAAGAGAGUUUCAAGUUCAAGAUGCUAGCGUUGAAUUGCCUCAAGAAGGGGAUCUUCAAUUCCAGAAGAUCCUAGUCAUCGUGGCCGGCUUCACCAUCAUGCUCACAACCAAUGCCCUCAUCUUCUCGGCCGGCGUCUACCAGGCGCUCUACGAGGAAAUGGCCAGCGAGCCGGACAACCCUUUCAGCGGCGCCUCGUCCGCCCUGAUCGGCCUCGUCGGAACCCUGGCUAUCGGACUGAUGUCCAUGACCGGCCCAUUCGUGAUGAUGUGGAUCAAGCUCUACCGACCACAGACCGUGGUCGCCGUGGCGGGCGUCCUCUUCGGCGUCGCCUACAUCCUCGCCAGCGUGAGCCGCACGCUGUGGCAAUUCGCGCUGACGCAGGGCGUGCUCGUGGGCAUCAGCGUGUCGAUGUCGUACAUCCCCGCGACAACCACGGCACCGACAUGGUUCAACGAGCGCCGGGGUUUAGCGAUGGGGAUUGUGAUCUCCGGCAGCGCGGUCGGGGGCAUGAUCUGGCCGUCAAUCCUGACAGCCAUGAACGACCAUAUGGGAUUCCGCAACACACUGCGCGUGUCGGGCGCCAUCUGCGCGGUGGCCAUCAUCGCUGUCUCGCCGGCCGUAAAAUGGGAGCCAGGCUUCAACCAGCAGAUCCAAGCCGAACGCCAGGCGCUGAUCCAACGCGCCCGGGGCAGCUGCCACCAUCCACGGCCCAGCUUCCUUCAGCUGCCGCUCAUCAACUGGCGCCUCACCCUCACCAAGAAAUUCCUCGCAAAAGCCGCAGGCUGCAUGCUCCAGUCAGCCGCAUACUCAACCCCGCUAAUCUACUACGCGGCCUUCGGGCGCUCGCUGGGCUACUCAGCCACGACAGCCGCCAACUUCAUCACGAUCAGCAACGCGGCCAACGCCGUCUCGCGCGUCGGCAUGGGCUACGCGGCCGACAAGUACGGCCGCAUCAACAUGCUGUUCGCGACCACCUUCCUCAGCGCCGUGGCGGUUGCCGCCUUCUGGAUCCCGGCCACGGUCGCGGGCGCCACCGCCGCCGGCAAGGCGCUGUUCAUCGUGUUCACGCUCCUGUACGGCUCGUUCGCCAGCUCGUACAUCGCCCUAUUCCCCGCCUCGCUGGUCGAGCUAUUCGGGAAGAAAGACUUUACCAGCGUCAACGGCGCCCUGUAUCUGGUGCGCGGUAUCGGCGCCCUCCUGGGCACCCCGCUGACGGGGCUGCUGAUCCCUCAGGGUCGCGCGCUGCUGUCCCCCGCGGUGUAUGAACGGGCUGCUAUUGCUGUCACGGCGUUGUUGUUUCCUGCUAGUUUUUGUAUUCUUUGGGUCAGGUUGGAGAUGACGGCUGGGAAGGAUUGGAGGUGGAAGCACCAAGUAUUUGUGUUACACAUACGACCACAGGGUGUGGAAAACAGGGCUUCCCGUCCGCUCAGCUGUACUUAA
Molecule: messenger RNA, 1473 nt
Organism: Aspergillus homomorphus CBS 101889
Lineage: Eukaryota; Fungi; Ascomycota; Eurotiomycetes; Eurotiales; Aspergillaceae
Source: RefSeq, a predicted model, not a curated record